Molecule: messenger RNA, 1171 nt
Organism: Aspergillus nomiae NRRL 13137
Lineage: Eukaryota; Fungi; Ascomycota; Eurotiomycetes; Eurotiales; Aspergillaceae
Product: FAD binding domain protein
Exons: 3
Source: RefSeq, a predicted model, not a curated record
GUUGAGCAAGCAUAAGAAGAAGAAGAAAAUGAGGUCGAGGGCUGUCGCUAUAGGAGAGGUUGAGAUCGACGAAAGGGACCGCAAAGACUAUUUUUCACCUUCUACGGGGCUUUUUGAAGACUACUGCUCCAGCAUCAUCGCACGCUAUGGCCUUAACACGCCAGGUAUGAUCCAACAACGUGAGGUCAAUAAUGUCCAGUAUGACUACCAUGACGAGAUGUCGCCUUCCGAGAAGAUUUUUACGGUCACGACAAGUGAUGGGGCUGUGUUCUAUAGUCGGACGGUUGUGUUAGCCAUUGGGCCUGGAAGGACGAAGGUUUUCCCAUUUAAGCUAACGGAUGAAGAGGCAAACGGGGGUUGCCAUAGUACGGAGAUUCGAUCAUUUCCAAGUCCCAAUGUGAAAAGAAAGAUUCAGCAACGUCAGCAGACAAACUUGAUGGUUGUUGGCGGAGGGCUCUCUUCAGCUCAGAUAGUGGAUAUGGCUAUCCGGAAGGGGGUGAGCAAGGUGUGGUUCCUGUUAAGGUCCGAUUUCAAAGUCAAACACUUCGAUAUCGACCUGACUUGGAUGGGCAAAUUCAAAAACUACGAAAAGGCAGCUUUCUGGUCCGCAGACACGGACGAAGAGCGCCUCGAGAUGAUCAAGACAGCUCGCAAUGGAGGCAGCAUUACACCGCGGUACCAGAAAAUCCUGAAGCAGCAUGCAGCCCGCCACCGUGUCUCGAUCCACUCUCGUACAGUCAUCCUGAGCCGUGAGUACUGCCCCAUGUCUCAGACAUGGCGCCUCACCACUGAUCCUCCAAUUCCCGACCUACCUCGCAUCGACUACAUCUAUUUUGCAACAGGUAUGCAGGCGGAUGUGAAUGAACUUCCACUGCUUCAGCAGAUGAACCGUGAAUAUCCGAUUGAGACUAAACAGGGUCUGCCGUGCAUCACGGAUGAUCUCAUGUGGAAGGCGGAUUUGCCUUUGUUUGUAACUGGACGGCUGGCUGCCCUCCGCCUAGGUCCGGGAGCCCCUAAUCUUGAAGGAGCGAGGCUGGGGGCAGAGAGAAUUGCGUGGGGGAUGGAGGAGGUGCUGGGGCGGAGGGAGAGCGAGGAUACACCUGCUGAACGAUCGAAAGAGUGUUUCUGUGGCUUGGGAAAUCGAUAUGCUGGGCUAGCUGAUGUGAAUUGA